AUGCUCCUCCACGGCUUCCUUCCCAUUUCCCUCCUCGCUAGCUUGGCUCUCGCCUCGCCCAUCAUCACUGCUCGCGACAACAACGCGACGGCCAUCAUUGCCGCCGUCGCACCCAAGUCGGUGUCAUGCAACGGCGUAACGGACUUCCCCGACGAGUGCGCCACCGCGGACCGCGCAGCCAAGUACCUUCCGGCGGCGCUCCAAAAGUACGGCAUCUACCGCCCUGGCGAGAUUGCCGGCGUCCUCAGUCUCAUGGCCUUCGAGACUGGUGAUUUCCGGUACAACCGCAACCACUUCCCCGCCCCCGGCCGUCCCGGCCAGGGCACGCGCAACCUCCAGAUGCCCAAGUACAACCUGAUGUACGCCCUCUCCAUCCCCGAGCUCAAGGACAAGGCCGCCGAGAUCGCCGCCGGUGCCACAGAUGGUGCGAGCCUGUCCGAUGAUCAGAAGAAUGCCGUCCUCGACCUCCUCCUCCCCGACGACUACUCCUGGGGCUCGGGACCUUGGUUCUUGGCGACUCAGUGCGACCAGGAUGUCCGCGACGGGCUCGCUGCCGGCACCGUCAGGGGUUUCACGCUCUACAUGGAGUGCAUCGGCACCUCGGGCACGGAGGACCGUGUCGAAUACUGGUCGAGGGCCAAGGCCGCUUUCAACAUGCCAUAG
Molecule: messenger RNA, 663 nt
Organism: Colletotrichum graminicola M1.001
Lineage: Eukaryota; Fungi; Ascomycota; Sordariomycetes; Glomerellales; Glomerellaceae
Exons: 1
Coding region: 1-663 (220 amino acids)
Source: RefSeq, a predicted model, not a curated record